AUGUCCGACACAUUGAAAGCAGCUCAAGCAGAGCUCAAGCGGCCCGCCUACAAGUCUGAGAAGUUGCGGCUGCCCACAAAUAGUGACGCUGAAAAGGAGCAUCAUGAAGAGCAGCCUGAGAACGGCAGUGCAAAGGAGCCUCAACCGGAGGCCGCUGCCACUGCCGAUAAAAAGGACAUGGACAUCGAGCCCAUGGAAGAAGACCUGGAAGAGGAACGCCACAAGGGCCAAAUAGUGAAGACCAACGAG
This is a messenger RNA of Durusdinium trenchii, 249 nucleotides long. The record is from the annotation of a GenBank genome assembly. NCBI's taxonomy places the organism in Eukaryota, Dinophyceae, Suessiales, Symbiodiniaceae.